Molecule: messenger RNA, 1067 nt
Organism: Acanthoscelides obtectus
Lineage: Eukaryota; Metazoa; Arthropoda; Insecta; Coleoptera; Chrysomelidae
Source: the annotation of a GenBank genome assembly
AUGAGCGUCUCCCGAUCUCGAGAGCAAGAGGUGGCAGGUGGUAGACAGUCACAUGGACACAGCUUGUGUGGAGCAGAACCCAGCCUGAUCCAAACACCACCGAGCGUGAUAGCGGCUGCCUGUAUUGCUUCAGCAGUUCGUGGUCUGAAGCUCACAACGGCAGACGCUGCUGUAAGGGAGACAUGCUCUAUGCUCAAUAUUGCUCUCAGAUCAGUGGAGUACCUUGUAUCAGUAAUCGAUAGUGCUGUUGCAAGUAUGGCUUCACCACAGGUACAGCAACAAAUGAAAGAACACGAAAAGAAUGCGUCUUCACAGCAAGGCUACGAGAGCCCACAAUAUGGCCAACCUGAAACACCUACAGAGGUUGAAAGCAUUUAUUUUUGAUGCUAGUUUGACACAAAAAUAGAGGAUACAAAAAAUGAUGCGGGUUAGAAGAAUACUCACUUUGAAGCUACCUAGAAAAAGGUCUCUAUACACCAGUCAGAUUAUUUUGUUCUGUCUCUCUAAAAAUAUACUCAUCUCCACUUUUUUAUGAGUAUCUGUUCAAGAGUCAAUAAUAAUGUCCAAAAGACGCCUUAUACUCAAAUUUCAUUUGUUAAUGGAACGAAACCCCAUAUUUCGAUCAAGCAUCAUUUUUUGUAUCCAGCGAUCAGUAUCCAAUUUAUGACAAAAUUAGAAAAUGACUCAGUUUUGAAUACUGAUAUAAAAAUAAGGCUUAUCAGCCAUAUGAAAUUUUUUCUCGUGGACUUCAUUGAUAUCUGUUGAUAAAAAUAUAGCAUGGUACACAUAUAACAAUGGUUUGAUAUUUUUUUUUAUUUUCACAGUAAUUGAAUUAAGAUUUUAUUUCGACUUGAAUCCAAACGAUGGUUAUAUGUGGAUCGCCUAACGAAUUUUCCACUAAGGACGAUUUGAUGUUGAAAUGGUAUAAACACGCUAUCAAAAAUUUUUUUUAUUUAUGACAUGAAAAAAUCGUUAACACUACACAUAACUUGUUUCAUUCUAUUCCAACAUUGACUCGUGCUUACUGAAAAAUUCAUCAUUAUCGUUGAUAUAUUUUGCAGAAUGGC